Messenger RNA from Phytophthora nicotianae INRA-310, 3536 nucleotides. RefSeq lists its product as hypothetical. Gene Ontology annotation, cellular component: membrane. Gene Ontology annotation, biological process: potassium ion transport. The transcript is spliced from 6 exons. Lineage: Eukaryota; Oomycota; Peronosporomycetes; Peronosporales; Peronosporaceae. The record is from RefSeq and is a predicted model, not a curated record. The coding region runs from base 111 to 3113 and encodes 1000 amino acids.
UUGUAAGAAGAACAUUCUUAUUACAAUUCCAUGUCAAAUCGAAAUGUCGCUUGAAUGUGUGGGUUCAACCCGAUGCUAGUCAUUCGACCUGAUACGUACCUUCGCUCACCAUGGAGCAUCGGCCACUGCGUCAACAGCACACGCGCUACGGCAGCGUCCCUGAGUCUGCCGCCGCCAGCGCCAAAGCUGCUUUCGAGUCUAAACAGUUCGAUGUCUUCGGGAAUGCCCACGAUAUCGAGCGCAUCAGUCGUCACUUGGAUAAUGGAAACCUCGGUGCUGCCAUCGACUCGUUCAUGGCGUUGGUAUCGAUCGUCUUCGCUGGCAUGUACAUUGCCAAUACUUACAUCCCAUAUAACAGCCUGCCACACACGAUUUGGGUGGUCGAGUUGAUCUGCGCCUCGAUCUUUGCAGUUGACUUCGCCUUUCGAGGCGUCUAUCUUUCUGCUAACCGACGUCGGGACUAUCUCCUGUCGCUAACGACGCUCAUCUAUCUCGCAAACAUUCUACCAGUACUCCCGGCCUCGUUCUUCAUCCGCUACCAUACGUUCUGGUACGGUGAGUCCUGGUGGCGCUUCUUUUACCCCGUACGCUUCGCUAUGUGCUACAAGACGGGAUCAGCGGUGCUUAGUCGCUGCCAUGCGUACCUGAACCCAGUGCGUCAAUUCGCGCUCCUGUGCUAUCUGCAGAUUACGUGCAUCUUGCUUGGAGCUGCUGGAAUCAUUCAGAUCGCCGAGACGAUGGACGGCACGCUUUCGGUCAAGAAUCUUGGCGAAUGGACCUUUUUCAACUCGUUUUUCAACUCGGUGAUGACUUUCGUGACGAUCGACAAACCACCGUCGGAAAACGCUUUGUCCAAGAUCUUCGUGGGCGUGCUCGUCUGCAUUUUCAUCCUCGUCAUCCCGUACCAGAUCUCUAACGUUAUGGAUCUGAGUAACUCCGUCUCGCCGUACGAGGAAGCCAGCUAUAAGCCUUCAUCCCGCAGCAGACAUGUCGUGCUCUGUGGAGACCUCACUGCUUCGCGCAUCAGCCACUUCUUCCACGAGAUUUUCCACAAUGACCACGAUUUCGUUGGCGUCCACGUAAUUGUAUUGAGUGAAGAACCUCCAGCCACGUCGCUUAAGGCACUGCUGCUGGACCCUUUCUUCGCGAAGCGAGUGUGGUUUAUCCAGGGAUCGCUGCUCGAUGUUGACGACGCCAAGCGAGCAGCUUGCGACUCAGCGGAUGCCAUUUUCAUGCUGACAAACCGCGUGGGUGACGAAGAUUUUUCGGCCAGUGACCACCGCACGCUGAUGCGUGUACUCGCGGCAAAGCGUCAAGCCCCGAAGGCGCACAUUUUCGCACAGCUACACCGCUCUGUUCACUGCCAGCUUGUUCGCGACAUGGGAGUUCAAAACGUUCUUUGUCUUUCCGAGGUUACGCUGUCGUUACUGGGCCAAAACUGCAUUUGCCCCGGUUUCUCGACCUUUAUGUACAGCCUCACGUCGACUUCGAGCUUUGAUGAUGACAACGAUGAAGGGCUUGGCAGUGAUGCUAAGCGUAAAGAUCGAUCUACGGCUGUCGAUAAGGGAGAAGGCUCUUGGGUGGAUAGAUAUCUGCUUGGAGCGAGUCAUGAGGUUUAUGUGGUCGAGCUCCCACCAGCCUCUGUGGUUGCUGGUAAAACAUUCUCUGAGUUGGCGUCACUCGCCUAUUCUCACUGCAAUGGGAUAAUCGUCUUCGCUGUUACCGACGGACCCAGAGGAAAGGUGGUUCUUAACCCAGGCGACUCGUACACGUGUGUGGGUGGGGAGACAGCAUACGUGAUUGCUCAGACCCAAGCCGAUGCCAGUGCACUGACUGAAAUGUCUCCGAAUGCUUCAAUGCCGCUGGCUUGGAGAGAAAUGCAAGUGUCGUCUCCUUCCUCACUAGUGCGCAGUGAAACCGGAUCGAGUGAGGAGCUUGACGCAAGAACACCACUUAAACGACACCAAGCACGCUUCGUACAUUGGCAGUUCGGAGACUAUGAAACCUCAGAGCCUGAGAAGGAGACGGAGGGGGAAGAUCGUAUCGAUAAACCUGUCUUUAAGAAGCCCUCCAAAACAGCAAAGGACGCUGUAAUCGAUGACGUGGAGGAACUCGGCUUUGGAGUCGCUCCUAUCGUGAUCUGUGUGACUGCCGAGACAGCUUUUGCUAACGAUCUGGAGCACCUUAUCGGUCCGCUACGUGCUCGCUCACUCAAACAGUACCACCCAGUGGUGAUUCUAUCGGCAAAGUUACCCGACGACGACAUCUACGAUGGUUUUAGCCACUUCCCUGAUGUACACUUCGUCAUCGGUGACCCGUAUCGCCACAAGACCCUGAACCGAGCUGGAGUGCCUGAAGCCUAUCGCGUGCUGAUCCUGGGGACUUCGAACACUGCAUCGGAGGGAAACGCUGAGCUGCUCCAAGAUGCGGAAUCGAUCGCACUUCACAGGUUUAUCACGAGCUACAUUGGUGUGAAUAAGGCUCCAAGAGUUAUCACUGAGGUGGGGAAUCGUGCCAGUGUGCACUUUGUGGCGCAGAAUCUGUUGGCGAACGGCUGGUUUCCUGAAGCUGACGGUGAAGAUGAACUCACGAUGUUCUCGUCUACGGAGACGUUCUCGCGCAACUUCUUCCUGUCACCGGCAUUCACUUCUGGAUUAACUUACAGCACGUCGCUGUGUGAUAGUUUGCUGAUCAACCAGUUUUUCAAUGGCCGCAUCAAGAAAAUCCUGGGCGAGUUCAUGUUCACAUCCCGUGCGAGCGAGGCGUGGGCAGUUUUGCGUGGUGGUAAAUCCAAGCCGGACCUUGACUGUAGCUCGCUGUUCGCCGUCGAGGUGCCGCUCGAUUUUGUUGGACGCUCGUUCGAGUACGUUUUCCACUAUCUGCUAUCGUCGGAUGACAUUUUGGUGAUUGGGCUGUAUCGCUGCCACCCAUACAUGAAUGCUGCCAACGACACGGAGUCUAAAGCUCGAAUUGAAGUACCGGAAAAGGAUCGCAGUGUGCCAUUUGGAUACGUAUACGUGAACCCCCAGCCAUUUGAAGUCGUCACGGGCGACGACUUGCUCUACGUUCUGUCGGACAAGCAGCCCUGUUGGGCCGAAACUCAGAACGCCUAGGUUGUGCUACUGCUUGCGCUUGAUGUAUGUUGAUCCUGAUCGAACGAUAACAUUGAAACAUAUCCACCGCGUUAUAUUCACCCGCUUACGUAUGUGCACGAGCUUUUGACUACACUAAAGUGACAUGGCCACAACUAAACUAAUUACACCGUACGUGACAGAGUUCAGGCUAAGUGGAGCAGCAGAUGACGUAGGCGAUGCAGACGAGCUGGAUGAUGCUGAGGAUCCCGUUGUUUCCUGCGCAGUGCUUCCUGUCGUGCUACUGCCACUACCCGUUCCAGCCCCACUUCCUGUAAAACAUACAAAAUCACUAAGCAGCACAGCUCGAAAUGCAACACAACAUUCAACGUACCGGAGGUGGCGCUUGCCCAUUCACUAGCUACGUCAACUGGCUCACUCACAGGAGAACCUCCGGGGGUAUAC